Molecule: messenger RNA, 886 nt
Organism: Drosophila suzukii
Lineage: Eukaryota; Metazoa; Arthropoda; Insecta; Diptera; Drosophilidae
Source: RefSeq, a predicted model, not a curated record
UACUCAGCAAGAAGUUUGCGCUCUGUCUGUCUGAGCGCCUGUCCGUGUGAUCGCUGUGAUCUCGGAAACUAUUAAGCCUAGAGAGUUGACAUUUCAAAUUUAUAAUCCUUAUUUUCCUACGCAGCUCAAGCCCACAAGCCAAAAAUGUUGAAAUGUAUUGUUUUCGUCAAUACCUAUCGGUUGACCUAAAAAAUGCUGCCACCCGCACUCUAGCGCCUUCAAAAAAUCCCAUGGAAUCGAAAAGAUCGUUUUGGUCAGACGCCGAGGUAACCGAGCUGCUUGGCCUGAUGAAGGAAAAUAAUAUAUUGAGCAAGCUCGAUGGGAAGACCAAGCGAAACAACAUAGUUUACAGGGGCCUCGCAGAAUCGAUGAAGACUAAAAAUAUGAUCAAAUCCGGAGACCAAAUCAAAACCAAGCUGCGACUGUUAAAGAAAUCAUAUUUUGAAGUAAAGCGCAGCAAUGCAGUCAGUGGGGCUGCCAGGAAAACGUGCACCCACUUCGAGGAGCUCGAGGAGAUGUAUGGGACUCGCCCGGUGUCUCAGGCUGUAGGUGUGGACACAUCGGAGGAGGGAUUUGUGGCAAUCGAUGGCUUCGAUGACCUGGCCAAUGAAGUCUUCACCGAAACAGAGGGGAUUGAUGAAUCCAGUUCUACUGUUGAUGUACCUGAACUCCUGGUAGAGACAUCUAUGCCUAGGAGCCGCCGAACUUCAAACAAGGCAAACGUCGUGCAGAUGGUUCAGAAUAUGUAAAACGACAACAAGGAGGCGUUGGACAGGCUGGAGGUGCAGAAACAGGAGUUCCUUGAGGCUCAACGGGAAAUCGACGCCACCUUUGUGCAGAGCAUGCGCGAUGUUCUUGCGGAGGAUCGGGCCGAGACCCAAAGAUU